Messenger RNA from Ictalurus furcatus (blue catfish), 2422 nucleotides. Its product is annotated as interferon-induced protein 44-like. Bases 84 to 1517 code for a protein of 477 amino acids. The record is from RefSeq and is a predicted model, not a curated record. The transcript has 7 exons. Lineage: Eukaryota; Metazoa; Chordata; Actinopteri; Siluriformes; Ictaluridae.
UUCACUCACUCUGUCUGUCUGUGGCGCACUUUCUUUACAAGCCUGCUAUUUGUAUUGUUCUCUGCAGAAUAACCUUCUCCAUUAUGGCUUCCAUCGUGUCUUCCCUGGGCAGUAAGAAGAAGGUCAGGCUGCAGAAGUUUUUCUCCAGUCCUGUUCAUUUUUUUCUUCUGUACAAGAGCAGUCGUUUUAGGAACACCUUCGAUCAGCUCCUCUCCAGCUUCGACAACUCUGGCAAAUUUUUGCUCUCAGUGUUUCAGCAGUCAGGGUCAGUCAGAGGAGCUUUCAUGAGUAAAUCCCUGAGACAUGGGACUGAGUUUUCUGACACAGAGGCAUUUGUGUUUGAGAUGGAUGAGAACGAUGCCAAACAUUUUCUGGUGAAAAACCCCGCAGAAGCUAUCAGGGUCAGCGAACAAUCUUCAGUUCAAAACAGCGGGCUCUGGCAUAAAACUUCUCAGAGUUCAGGUUCUAUCUCUUUUGGAAGCUGCUUAAACUUAAGGUUGGAUAAUGGCUGCUGGUAUGUGAGCUUCUGCACAGACAUGACCUAUGGCACAAAAUGGGCACAGGAGAAAAACAUUCACUAUGUAGAUGUGGAGCUGCACCGAGUCGAAGAUGUGGGUGAUGUUUUACCCAACCCUUGGAGAGAGGUAUCCUGGAAUGAUGUGACAAGGGACAAUCUGAGGAAGGAUUUUGUCUCUUACAAGCUGUUGUUGAAGUCUCUACCCCGGGUGAAGGCUUUACUCUUGGGCCCAGUGGGUUCUGGGAAGUCCAGCUUCAUCAACUCUCUCAGAUCCACAAUGUACAAGCGCAUCGUACAUCUGCCCAACAUCGGCACAGCAGUGGAUGGGUUCACCCAGAAGAUGACAACUUACAAUAUUCGAGUAAAUCAAGGAGGGUUUGAAAGUGCUCUGAGCCUUUGCGACGUGAAGGCUAUAGGAGAUGACGACUCUACUGGUCUCUCUUACUCUGAUGCACUGGCUGUCAUAAAAGGCCACGUCCCAGAAGGAUACAAGUUCCAGAGAGGUGUUAGAGUCAGUGAUGCAGUAAGUGGCUACAUAGAAAAUCCCACCCUGAAUGAGCAGAUUCACUGUGUCCUCUUUGUGCUUGACGCCUCCAAAGUGACAUCGUACCCCAGAAGCCUGAAGUCCACACUCAGGAAGCUGCAUUCCACCAUAUCAGACAUGGGUAUCCCUCAGCUGAUUUUGCUCACUCAUGUGGACCAGGUGUGUCCGGUAGUAGAGGACGAUGUAAAGUAUGUCUACUCCAGCCGAGCCUUGCAGGAUAAGAUGAAGAAAGCAGCUGAGUUGCUGGGAUUGUCAUUGUCCUACGUUCUGCCGGUGAAGAACUAUGUUUCCCAGCUGACAGUGGACUGCAACGCAGACAUCCUGCUCCUCAAUGUGGCUAUGAGCAUCCUACAGGCUGCGGACGACACGCUCGAGGACAAGCACUCUAUUCCUGUCCCUGUAACCCCUUUAACACCUGAAAAAUGCUGCGAUAAUUUAGAUGAUCUUUUUGACUAAGAUCACACACAUCUAAACCACAUGUUUUCAGUUUAGAUUUACAGUUAAGAAACGAGUCAGUAACAGCUUAUAGAAAACUUGCAGCAACUUGCACUGGCCUUGUUCAGAGGUUGUAUGCACUAGAACUUGAUGUUUACCUAUAUGGAUUUAUUAUAUAGUGGGGUUCUAAUUAUUUUGUCUUGGUCAUUUACACUGCACACUUUCCAUUUGACUCAUAGUUACCUGGGUUUUGCAUUUCAUGGGUAGGUGUGCAUUGAUGGUUAAUGCCUGGGUGUUGCUAUUUUGAUUGGGUGCAAACCAAAUUUUCUAUGUUUGUGUUCUGUUGCUAUUGUGGUCGCUAUUUUAACGGAUUGAGCUGACUCGGGUAAGAUUUUAUAGCACUGAUGCAGAGAUACAAAUUUAUUAAAUGGGUCCUGACCCAUUUGUUCCAACCUGGGGUCUCAUUUAUCAAAGCAUGCAUAGAACAAGUAUGAGCAUACGAGUUUGUCUAAUAAAUAAAUGCAUUAAAUAUAUAUAUAUUUUAUGAAUAUGUGUGUAUCUUCUAUUGCCACAAUUACAUGUAGAAACUCUCUAAUGGUAUGAACAUUCAUCAUUUUUGCUGUAUUUUCCACUGCUGGUUUUGGCAGUGUAAUGUAUUGUCAUGUGAGCGGUAUGAAUAAAGGUAAAAUGAGUCAUUAUUCAACUUGUAGUUGGUUGGGAGCAGCAAAAUCAGUAAUGACCCUUCAAUUAUGCUGAUAUGAUUGACAGUAAGUGGGACCGGACCUCAGUUUACUUUGCUAUUACACUUUUCUACCACUAGGGGUUCUUGUGUAUGGAUGGUCAGGCGCCUGUGGAAAUAAAGAAGACUUGAUAAACCCCAUUCAGUGCAUAGAAACAUGCGAAUGCAAGGUUCAUACAAAAAACUA